CACCUCUUUCCAGUCUCUCGUUGGCUUGUGCCUUAUACACAUCCUGAAUCAUCAGGCCUGGGAGGUGUGUGCCUGAGGAAAAGGAUGUUUUGAUUCAGAGGAAAUCUCUACACAACAGUGUUACUUCCACGAUGGUCACUGUCAGCUUCAGUGAGACACGGUCUUUGAGACACCAACCGCUUGUAAUCUGCCUGGCAGCCCCGUGACGCCUCUGGAGGGAGAUAAAGAUCAAACCUGGUCCUGACUUCCAGGAGUCAGAUGGCCACUGUAGAGAAAAUCUUGCCCCUCUGUGGAGAAUGCAGCUUCAAGGACCUGUCUUUGUGGGUGUGCCCCUCCUGGGGCCCAUCCUGAUUUGGAUGUUCACUCAUCAGCUAUCCAGUCGGUGUGAGGAUGAGAAGAAGUUACCUUGGUGCCCACCCCACAAGGUCAUAUUGCUCGUGUGGGCGACCAUCUACUCUGUCAUGGGCUACGCCUCCUACCUGGUAUGGAAGGACCUCGGAGGGGGCUUCCGGUGGUCCCUAGCCCUGCCCCUCGGCCUCUACUCUUUCCAGCUGGCCCUCAGCUGGACCUUCUUGAUGCUGUUCUUGGUAGUUGACAGCCCCGGGCUGGCCCUCCUGGACCUCUUACUGCUCUAUGGACUGGUGGCAAGUAUGGUGCUUAUCUGGCAACCAAUCAACAAGCUGGCUGCUCUGCUCCUGCUGCCCUACCUGGCCUGGCUCACUGUGACCACCGCCAUCACCUACCGCCUGUGGAGGGACAGCCUGUGUCCGUCGUACCAGCCUUAGCCACCCAAGAAGAGCAACUGAAGCACCGGGAUACAGAAGGAGGGAGGACGGCAAGAAAGCGGAGAAGCUGUGGGGCUAAGUGGUGUGGCCACACUCCUGGAUCUUCCUGCUGCCCUAUCUCCUUACACUUGAGAGAUGUAGAAAACAAGGGGCGCUUUCUGACACACAAUAAAACCCUGUUGUUGACCCUGAA
Messenger RNA from Rattus norvegicus (Norway rat), 978 nucleotides. It is a transcript of the gene Tspo2, whose product is annotated as translocator protein 2. NCBI's taxonomy places the organism in Eukaryota, Metazoa, Chordata, Mammalia, Rodentia, Muridae. Gene Ontology annotation, biological process: lipid droplet organization; enucleate erythrocyte differentiation; 5-aminolevulinic acid import across plasma membrane. The record is from RefSeq and is a predicted model, not a curated record. Gene Ontology annotation, molecular function: 5-aminolevulinic acid transmembrane transporter activity; cholesterol binding. Gene Ontology annotation, cellular component: endoplasmic reticulum; membrane; plasma membrane.